UAUUACCUCAGACAGAGAUAGGGAAGAAAGACGUGCAAAGAGAAAUUUUAGAAGCACUAUUUGGUGCACCUAACAGAUUUGAAGAUCAUCAUCAAUCCAACCGUCCGGUUAGAACACACAAGCAGUCGUCCUAUGGUCGGAUUGUGGCCAAACAAAUGGAAGAAAAAAUCGUCGACGAUUUUACUUUUAUUACCAGGCAAACUAUUAACUGUAGAAAUUCUGAAGCAAAUGAUGAGAGUUAUGAUGAACUACGAAAAGCUGUUGCAGAGAAUUGGGUUACAAUGAAAUUUUACUACAAAGCUUCUAUGGAUGCAUUCAUGAAAAAGGAAUUUGAAUCUGCUCAAAACCUUCUAGAACAGGGUAACUUCUAUAAAACGAAGGCCCGAGAAGCAGAUGAAAAAUCUGCCCAAAAACUAAUUGAGAACAGUAACAAAGAAGAAGAAUAUUGCAUCAAUGUGCAUUAUCUUGAACCAAAGGAUGCCUUGUACCACAUGAAACUUCAUCUUAGCUCUCUUUGUGGUUUGUCAUCUAUUCAGUUCAUGAAGGUUGUAGUUGGGACUGGCGGAGACAAGAAAGACAAGCGAAGGAAGCUUCUGAUAACCAAUCUUUUGGAAGAGGAGGGUAUUACGUGGACUGAAGAAGGAAAUGGAUGGACAAUAUCCAUCCGAGUUGACCAGAUUGAUCAUAAUAAAUUGAGUUUUAUAAACAAAUAAGGCAGCCACUUGUUUUGAUUUGUCCAUUUCAACAUUAUUUUGUGGUGCCUUUGAUGAAGCUUUAUUCAAAUAUUGCAAUUAUUAUUAUUGGAAGGAAAACCAUUUAAAUUAGGUGUUACUCAUUAUUUUGAUUAUUUGUUGGGGAAAUCUCCAGCAAUACUA
This is a messenger RNA of Salvia splendens (bonfire salvia), 875 nucleotides long. RefSeq names its product putative nuclear RNA export factor SDE5. The record is from RefSeq and is a predicted model, not a curated record. NCBI's taxonomy places the organism in Eukaryota, Viridiplantae, Streptophyta, Magnoliopsida, Lamiales, Lamiaceae. The transcript is spliced from 7 exons. The annotation marks the transcript as partial.